AAAUCAAUUGGAAAAAAUGUAUUAAAAAUGUGUCUAGUCACCGAUCCGAACAAUCGAACAAUAGUUUUCUUGCAUCAAGAGUGAGAAGUGGUUAACUCUAGUACACGUCAUGGGACUCGAUCUAUUUUCCAAUUUACAAAAAUCUUCACUUCAAGUUAAUGGACCUCUUCUAAAGUUAAAAUUUACCUACUUCUUUGUUUACGCAAUAUGGUUUAUCGCAUUUCCGUACGUCUCGCUUAUUUCCACACAAAUUAUCGACUACACGCAACUAGCAAUUAUAUAUGGUUGCGUACCAGCUACGUCAAUACUUGGACCUGUCAUCACAGGGUUUGUGGCAGACAAAAUAGGCAAUUAUAAAAUGAUUUUGACAGCCACUCUACUCUUGAAUGCAGUAAUGUACCUGUCCGUGCUAUGGCUUGGAUCCGAUCACCUAAGCUAUAACGCUGGUGGAUUCAAUCAAACCAACAGUUCCGCUAAUAACUCGGACUUGGUGUCGACCAGCAGUUCCGUUCCCCAAAGUACUUACACUUUCCCUUUAUUGCUAGUCGUUCGCUUAGUGGGGUUCUACUCGUUCGAUACAACCAACUUCCUCUUGGACAGCUGUUCUUCGACAAUGUGUAAAAAAUACGGCGGCGAUUUUGGGCGACAGAAAAUGUUCACCAUGGCAAGCAUGAUUAUCUUCCCUGUAAUUGUGGGAGUUUUGAUUGACAAAAUAUCUGCCUAUAGAGGUUUUAACGACUAUUCGAUGGCAUUCUACAUUAGCACGGCAAUAACAUUGGGUGUCACCGUACUAAUUUACAAUUUAGACGUCCAAGUCGAGAAAAAUAAAAAUUCUUUUGUUCAAACUGCAAAGGAAAUAAUCAGAAUGAUCGAUGUGGACGCGUUCUUCUUAGUUCAAGUCGUUGUCGGGAUCUGUUCGGGAUGGCACAGAAGCUUCUUUCCAGUCUACGUCAACUUGGAGAUCGAGGAUUCAAAAAUUAUUUUCGGAGCUGCUGCGAGUAUUAGUGGAAUAGGUUCAAUAAUCGUGUAUUGGACUGCCAAAAAAAUCGUUGAGAAAUUUGGCGCACCCACGACGGUUGCCGUGUCACUAAUACUCACGUGCUUACGUUUCAGUGCCUAUUAUUUUUUUAAGAAUCCUUGGGUUAUUUUGAUUAACGAAUCACUCGAGGGAACUAGCGGAUUCUUAUCCGUUGUUGCGGGGAAUUAUUUCUGUGGAGUCGCUGCGCCACCAGGAAUGGUCGCCUCGCUCAACGGACUACUCUCUGCUGCUGUCUUCGGAGCUGGAAGAGGAUUGGGCUUAACUUUGGGGAGUGUGUUGACGGCAGAAUACGGAAUACGUUUUACGUAUUUGGUCUUCGGUAUCUUUGCUGGAGUAACUUCUUUAUCUUACAUAAUUGUCUACCAUUUGUUCUUGAGGAAAAUAGAACAAGCAAGACUUCUGUCAGCUAAUCAAAAGCCGAAUGAAACGGCCGUCGAGAACCCAGCAAGUGUUGCGUGCGCAAAGGAUAAUGCUGGGAAUCUAUCUAAUUAAUUGCCGAAGCAUUGUGUCACCUAGCGCUAUUACGGAGUUUGGGAUGCAACUUUCAUCCGCAUAGAUUCAGUCAUAUAGAUGCAUCGUUCUAUGAGAAUGCUUACAAGUCAUAGUCAAUGUCUUUGUGAUGGCAAAGUUAUUCAAACCCAGUAAAAGCUUCCACUCGCCCGCGUAUUGUUUAUGCUAAUGCGCUAGUGAACAGUUGGUAAAUAAUACGUAUUCAUUAAUGUGUAGGCUAAUAUCACCCAUUUUCUCUAUGAGUGUCCCACCCCCAAAAUAAAAGGUUCCCCUGAA
This is a messenger RNA of Daphnia pulicaria, 1825 nucleotides long. RefSeq lists its product as uncharacterized. The transcript has 9 exons. Lineage: Eukaryota; Metazoa; Arthropoda; Branchiopoda; Diplostraca; Daphniidae. The record is from RefSeq and is a predicted model, not a curated record. Gene Ontology annotation, cellular component: membrane. Bases 110 to 1531 code for a protein of 473 amino acids.